AACAUAUCCAUGGGUAACUGUUCCGUUAUUGGUUUAAUUGAUUAGGGAGGUGAGGGAUUUGUUAAUUAAUCAGGCAAUGAGCACAUUUUCAUUUUGGAGUACAUUUGAUAAUUGACAGAAUGGGGUUCUGGCACUGGGUUGCCAGGUUAUGGUGGUUCCUUUGAUAUUAGCAGGUAGGAAUGACUGAGCCACAACUCUUAAAUGUCAAAUUGUCAAUAUUCUUUGCUUCUCAUGCUGCAUUCUCAUUGUGUGGGCAAACAUUGGUUGAUUACAGAUCUCUAAUUGGGAUGGCUGCAUUGCAUUUUGAUAACUACCUGAAAAUUCAUGCUUUCCUAUGUAGAUUAGAAUGCCUAGUUGCCAACUCAUUUGCAGUUAUUAGUUUUGUUUUGAUUCCAUCUGUGGUUCUUGGAUCUUCACACGAAUUUAACUAGUGUUUUUUGCAUUUUAUUAACCAACUAGUAGUUUAAUCAUCUUGACCUAUCUUGAGUAUUGUUGUCUGUAUGUGUUCACUCCCUUUCUUAUGGCAAAAUUUCUUUAUUUCUGUUUUGAGAGAAGCAGCUGCAGUUGUAAUUAAUAGUCAUGGCCAGUUUGUAUAGGAAACUUAAUCAGUUGGUAAGUACGCAAUUCAACCCUAUAGAGAGGUAUCACUUUGUCAUUACCUUCUCAGAUGUUGCCUGUUGAGAUGUGUUACAGGUUUCUUUUUCUUACCUUUCAAGAACGUACUCCCCGAUUGACAGGACCAGAUGAUGAGCAGAUAUUUUCCAAAAGGACAGCAAUCUCAACUUCAUCCCUGUCUCGGCAUGGUUUGACCAAUUUUUAGGCCUUCUAGUAUGGACCUUUCUUGCUUCAUUUUCUGUUUGCUAAGAGUACUUGUGUUGUGCUGAAAGGCAAUCGGGGUGUUUCAGAUGCCAGUGAUUGAUUUGUGAUUUACAGUUGCAUGAUUCCUUCAAACUGGAACUGGACACUAUGAUGCAAGGGGAAACUAGAAACGGAAGUGAGAAUGUUCACACUUCAUGGUAGAUUCAUUAGCAUGUCAAAGAUUCAGUAACUGAGACUGAUCUCUGAAACCCAGAUCAGUUUUUGUAUCAAGGCUUCAAUCUAAGCUGUCUUUGACUUGUAGAUGGGAUCUAGAUUGUAGU
Messenger RNA from Rubroshorea leprosula, 1139 nucleotides. Lineage: Eukaryota; Viridiplantae; Streptophyta; Magnoliopsida; Malvales; Dipterocarpaceae. The record is from the annotation of a GenBank genome assembly.